This is a messenger RNA of Phytophthora nicotianae INRA-310, 1395 nucleotides long. RefSeq lists its product as hypothetical. The record is from RefSeq and is a predicted model, not a curated record. The transcript has a single exon. Bases 1 to 1395 code for a protein of 464 amino acids. NCBI's taxonomy places the organism in Eukaryota, Oomycota, Peronosporomycetes, Peronosporales, Peronosporaceae.
AUGGCUACACCCGAUAUCCUAGCAUUUGCUGACCCGUACACUGAAGCCCUGCACGAUGUACCUGGGGUGAGGCUCCUGAGAGCGCACAAACUCACUGAUAACGAAGAGAGAACGACGGGUGCUGCCGCUAUUGAGAGCAUGGUCAAGUCGACAAUCACCACCGAACAACUCGAGGCUUGGCUUAAGAGGGGGGACACUGUAGACGACGUCUUCAAAGCACUGCACCUUCAGAAGGCAGGAGACGCUCUUCUUGACAACCCCCAGCUGUGUGUUUUGAUUAACUACAUGAACCGCUUUAACACAGCGAAUCCAACGAAGAAGACGAAUGUGGUCGCGGCGUUGACAGCUCACUACGGAGAUCAAUGUUUGACCAAGAUAAUCGAAGCAGCAACGAAGAGCCCGACUAGUUCGAAGAUGGCUAAACACCUCCAGACCGAGCAGGUCCAGCGUUGGCUGACUGACAAGAAAACUCCAGAGGACGUCUUUGGGCUCUUAAAGCUGAACAAGCUCUGGCCAUUGUCCUGGAUAUCGUCUGACCUUUUCAACAAGCCUGGACUUACCACUUGGAUCCGAUAUCUGGAUGAUUUCAACGAGGCGAAUCCCGAACAGAAGACGACUCUUCUCUCCAUUUUAUCGGCUCGGUACAGCGACAAAACGCUAGUGAAUAUGCUGAUCGAGGCGAACAACGUUCGUAGUACGAGCACCAUUGCGAAACGUAUUCAGGCUGAGCAGACACGCCUUUGGCUGGACAACAAAGUAGCUCCGGCCGACAUCUUCAAAACGCUAAAUCUUAACAAGGCAGGAGACAACAUUUUCGAGAACCCAUUAUUCUCUGCGUGGAUCAAUUAUGCGGACGACUUUCACUUGAUGCAUAGUGAUACACAACUCGCAACCAUGCCCACACUGCUGACGCACUACAAUGAUAGGAAGUUGUCAAGUAUGAUCAUGGCGGCGGUGGAGAUCCCAAGUACGAAAACACUCGCUGAGCGAGUGCAAUCAGAGCUGCAACGGACCUGGCUCUUCCGUAGAGAUACCCCGGACGACGUUUUUCACCUGCUCAAACUCAGAACUAACAAGCUGCUUGAGAAUCCACUUUUCCCCGUCUGGACCAAGUACGUGGCUUAUUACAACAGUAUGAACUUCAAGACGAAGUAUGAUCUCAUCGCGACGUUGACUUACUACUAUGGUGGAGAUAGAGAACUCACAAAGAUGCUCAUGGCUGCGGUGAAGGAACCAAAUACCAACAAAUUGGCUACGGAGUUGCAGGACUUGCAGAUUGCCCGAUGGAUAUCGAAAAAGUUCAGCCCAGCCCAGGUUUCCACAUUUCUGGGGGCGGAUAAUGCGAGUAGGAUUCUUUACAAGCGAUACGUUGCGACCUACAAUGGCCAAUACUAG